AUGUCGGAUUUCGAGGAAUUUGAGAAACAGCUGAGCGAGAAUCGACAAGAGAGAGAAAGAGAAAGACACAAAAAGAGGAGUCGCAGCGGAUCUCCGGGCCGAGGCGACAAACAUCGCAGCUGGAGCAAAGACCGAGGGAGCCGCAGCCGAGAGAAGCGAAGCCGCAGCAGAGACCGGAAGAGCCGGGACCGCCGGAGCUCCUCCCGAGACCACAAGAAGCACAGUCACUCUCCAAGGCGAACCAGGAAGAAAAGGACCUGCAAAUAUUGGGAUGUGCCUCCUCCUGGCUUUGAACACAUCACUCCAAUGCAAUAUAAAGCUAUGCAAGCGGCCGGGCAGAUACCAACAAUAGCUCUGCUGGCGACGUCCACCACGACCGGAGUGGCCGCAGCACCAACACAAGUGCCCAUAGUUGGCAGUCAGAUGACAAGACAAGCCAGACGCCUCUAUGUUGGAAAUAUUCCCUUUGGAGUGACUGAGGAGUCCAUGGCAGAGUUCUUCAAUGCUCAGAUGCGGCUCGCAGGCCUUUCACAAGCCCCGAGCAACCCUGUACUCGCUGUGCAGAUUAAUCAGGAUAAAAACUUUGCUUUCCUAGAGUUUCGGUCUGUAGAUGAGACGACUCAGGCCAUGGCCUUCGACGGGAUCAUUUUCCAGGGUCAGUCGCUGAAGAUCAGAAGACCUCACGACUACCGGCCUUUACCUGGUAUCUCAGAGCAGCCCGCUUUCCACGUCCCAGGCGUCGUCUCCACAGUCGUCCCUGAUUCCCCCCAUAAACUGUUCAUAGGAGGCCUGCCAAACUACCUUAACGAUGACCAGGUAAAGGAACUAUUGACGUCAUUUGGGCCUCUCAAAGCGUUCAAUCUAGUGAAGGACAGUGCCACGUCACUGUCAAAAGGUUACGCCUUUUGUGAAUACGUAGACGUCAGCGCCACUGAUCAGGCAGUUGCCGGGCUCAAUGGGAUGCAACUGGGCGACAAAAAGCUGAUAGUCCAAAGGGCGAGUGUGGGAGCUAAAAAUGCUAAUCCUGUGAGUAGGACUACCUCCAUCAUAGAGACCCCAGUGACGCUGCAGGUCCCUGGACUUCAGAGGCUGCAGAACUCUGGCAUGCCCACAGAGGUGCUGUGCCUUCUCAACAUGGUGAUGCCCGAGGAACUGGUGGACGACGAAGACUACGAGGAGAUCCUGGAAGACAUCCGCGAGGAGUGCUGCAAGUACGGUAGCGUCCGCUCCAUCGAGAUCCCCCGACCUGUCGAUGGUGUGGAAGUCCCCGGCUGCGGAAAGAUCUUUGUGGAGUACGUUUCUGCCGCAGACUGUCAGAAAGCCAUGCAAGCUCUCACCGGCCGUAAGUUUGCCAACAGAGUGGUGGUCACCAAAUACUACGAUCCAGACAUGUAUCACAGACACGAGUUUUGA
This is a messenger RNA of Chelmon rostratus (copperband butterflyfish), 1413 nucleotides long. RefSeq names its product splicing factor U2AF 65 kDa subunit-like. The transcript has 11 exons. Gene Ontology annotation, biological process: mRNA processing. The coding region runs from base 1 to 1413 and encodes 470 amino acids. Gene Ontology annotation, molecular function: pre-mRNA 3'-splice site binding; poly-pyrimidine tract binding. Lineage: Eukaryota; Metazoa; Chordata; Actinopteri; Chaetodontiformes; Chaetodontidae. Gene Ontology annotation, cellular component: nucleus; U2-type prespliceosome; U2AF complex. The record is from RefSeq and is a predicted model, not a curated record.